Messenger RNA from Coniophora puteana RWD-64-598 SS2, 917 nucleotides. RefSeq lists its product as uncharacterized. The coding region runs from base 21 to 815 and encodes 264 amino acids. The transcript has 5 exons. Gene Ontology annotation, cellular component: proteasome regulatory particle; proteasome regulatory particle, lid subcomplex; cytosol. Gene Ontology annotation, biological process: proteasome-mediated ubiquitin-dependent protein catabolic process. The record is from RefSeq and is a predicted model, not a curated record. NCBI's taxonomy places the organism in Eukaryota, Fungi, Basidiomycota, Agaricomycetes, Boletales, Coniophoraceae.
CCAUAACACACUUUUCCGCCAUGGCAUCCCAACUUGCAACGCUCUACAAAGAAUUACAGCGUGCGUUCGAUUCGAAGCCGUCAGACCUCAAGAAGUGCGGAACUCUGCUAUCUCAGCUUAAGAUCGGUCUUAUAGAAGCAGGACUUCUCCUCCCUCAGGGAGACCCUAAUCCUCAGGACUUGGCCGUUGCUCGUGAUAUCCUCGAAAUCGGGGCAUUCUGGAGUAUACGAGCCAAGGAUGUCCCGUCAUUUGACCGUUACUUCUCUCAACUGUGGACGUUCUAUACCGACUAUAGAUCCGUACUCCCUCCCUCAAAACGCGAGUUUCCCGUGCGCGGCUUGAACCUCAUUCGUCUGCUCACUCAAAACCGCAUCGCCGACUUCCAUACCACUCUUGAAUCACUUCCUUUGCCGUCCGACGAAAUAAACUCAAACCCUUACAUCAGACAUCCCGUGAACCUCGAGCGUUGGUUGAUGGAGGGAAGCUACAGCAAGGUGUGGAAUGCUCGCGAAGAGGCACCCACCGAGGAGUACAAGUACUUCAUCGACAGUCUGAUGGGCACAAUUCGGAAUGAGAUUGCUCGCUGCGAAGAAGCUGCCUAUGAGACUUUGCCCCUGAAGGAUGCCGCCACUCUCUUGUUCUUUACCUCACAAUCCGAACUUCUAAGGUUCGCUGAGCAGCGGGGAUGGGAGAUCAACCUGACCGCAGGGACAAUCUCUUUCGCCCGCAAGACGAACGAGCAGGAAGCGAUACCCAAAGACAAACUCAUCGUAGCCAAUCUCUUGUACGCUCGUGAGCUAGAGCAGAUUGUUUGAUUGUUGUUACACAAGGGCACUUGUCAUCAUUUGCCCAGGAUUAUAGCGCAAUGCAAGUGUACAUAUCCAGACAUGUUUCAUUAAUGGCAUUACUCGAAGUUU